UAUCAUUUUAAUUUUUUUUUUUUUAAUACAUUAUUUUCGCCGUACGAGGAGGACGCUCGGAAUUCACCGGCCUGUCGGCUCCCGAGAGGGACCCGGGGAUUGUGCGGUCGCUUUUCUUCAUUUUUUUUUUUUUCUGUUUGUUUGGUUGGUUGGUUUGGGUUUUUUGAUUUGUUUUUUUUUUUUUCUUCCUAAAUUUUUAUUGUUAUUUUUUUUUUCCGCUGAGCAGCGGCGGCGGCGGCAGCAAUAUGGCUGGUGAUGGGUUUUUUGGGGGGCGCUGGCGGCGGGAGGAGCUCUCGGAAGCCCCUGCGCGCCCGGCUCGCUGUUAGCUAUGGCAAAUGGCAGCGGCGGCGGCUCCUACCCGGGCGGCAGCGGCGGCGGCGGCUCCUACCCGGGCGGCAGCGGCGGCGGCAUUAGAAUGAGUAACAAUAUCAACGCCAACAAUCUCAACACAGACUCGUCCUCCUCCCCCGUCAAUGUGCCCAAGAUGGAUGCGCUCAUCAUCCCGGUGACCAUGGAGGUGCCCUGCGAUAACCGCGGACAGCGCAUGUGGUGGGCUUUCCUCGCCUCAUCCAUGGUCACUUUCUUUGGGGGACUGUUUAUCAUCCUGCUGUGGAGGACCCUCAAGUACCUGUGGACUGUCUGCUGCCACUGCGGGGUCAAAAACAAGGAAGCCCAGAAGAUCAAUGGUGGUGGAGAUACACAGGCAGAUGGGGCCUGCAAGCCAACAGAUGAAAAAGAGGAGAAUGUGGCAGCAGAAGUGGGAUGGAUGACCUCUGUGAAGGACUGGGCAGGAGUCAUGAUAUCUGCCCAGACAUUAACUGGCAGAGUACUUGUUGUCUUAGUCUUCGCUCUUAGUAUUGGUGCUCUUGUAAUAUACUUCAUAGAUUCAUCAAACCCAAUAGAAUCCUGCCAGAAUUUCUACAAAGAUUUCACAUUACAGAUCGACAUGGCUUUCAAUGUGUUCUUCCUACUCUACUUCGGCUUGCGUUUCAUAGCAGCCAAUGACAAGCUAUGGUUUUGGCUAGAAGUUAACUCAGUAGUAGAUUUCUUCACGGUCCCUCCAGUGUUUGUGUCAGUAUAUUUAAACAGAAGUUGGCUUGGUUUAAGAUUUUUAAGAGCUCUUAGACUGAUACAGUUUUCAGAAAUUUUGCAGUUUCUGAAUAUCCUUAAAACAAGUAACUCCAUCAAGCUAGUGAAUCUGUGCUCUAUAUUUAUCAGCACGUGGCUGACAGCAGCUGGGUUCAUACAUUUGGUGGAGAACUCAGGGGAUCCAUGGGAAAAUUUCCAAAAUAAUCAACCGCUAACAUAUUGGGAAUGUGUUUAUUUACUGAUGGUUACAAUGUCCACUGUUGGCUAUGGAGAUGUUUAUGCAAAAACAACCCUUGGUCGCCUUUUCAUGGUCUUCUUCAUCCUUGGGGGAUUGGCCAUGUUUGCCAGCUACGUCCCUGAAAUCAUAGAGUUAAUAGGAAACCGCAAGAAAUAUGGUGGUUCCUAUAGUGCGGUUAGUGGAAGAAAGCACAUAGUUGUCUGUGGUCACAUAACACUUGAAAGCGUGUCCAACUUCCUGAAGGACUUCCUGCACAAGGAUAGGGAUGAUGUCAACGUAGAAAUCGUCUUUCUGCAUAAUAUCUCCCCUAACCUUGAGCUGGAAGCUCUUUUUAAACGACACUUCACUCAGGUGGAAUUUUAUCAGGGUUCAGUCCUUAAUCCCCAUGACCUGGCGAGAGUGAAGAUAGAGUCAGCAGAUGCAUGCCUAAUCCUUGCCAAUAAAUACUGCGCUGACCCAGAUGCUGAAGAUGCCUCCAAUAUUAUGAGAGUUAUUUCAAUAAAGAAUUAUCAUCCGAAGAUAAGAAUUAUCACUCAGAUGUUGCAGUAUCACAAUAAGGCUCAUCUGCUAAAUAUCCCAAGCUGGAACUGGAAAGAAGGGGAUGAUGCAAUCUGUCUUGCUGAGCUCAAGCUGGGUUUCAUAGCCCAGAGCUGCCUGGCACCGGGCCUUUCAACAAUGUUAGCCAACCUCUUUUCUAUGAGGUCAUUCAUAAAGAUUGAGGAGGAUACGUGGCAGAAGUACUACCUGGAAGGAGUUGCAAAUGAAAUGUAUACAGAGUAUCUGUCUAGUGCCUUUGUGGGUUUGUCCUUCCCUGCAGUUUGUGAACUGGUGUUUGCGAAACUAAAGCUCUUAAUGAUAGCCAUAGAAUACAAGUCGGAAAAACGAGAAAGCAGAAGCCGAAAGCGUAUAUUAAUCAAUCCUGGAAACCAUGUCAAGAUUCAAGAAGGUACUUUAGGAUUCUUCAUUGCAAGUGAUGCCAAAGAAGUAAAAAGGGCAUUUUUUUACUGCAAGGCCUGUCAUGAUGACAUCACGGAUCCCAAAAGAAUAAAAAAAUGUGGCUGCAAACGGCAAGUAAAGAAGGCAGCUAGAUCAAGUUACUCAAAAUGUUCAUAUCAAUUCAAGAAUGCAACUACUAAUGCAUUGGUUGGUGCCAAGUCCACUGAAGGAAUCCCGGAACCUGUUCCACUUGUUAAUAACCGUAAAGGGAGCCUCUUCCUACCCAACAACCCCUCGCUGCUGCACCUUAACUUAUUGAGUUCUGUUGAACAAGGAAAAUCUACGUACUGUAGAUUGCAAAGGGCACUCAGCUUGCCUGUAAAAUACCGCUACCACUCCCAAAAGCCUGGGUUGAACCAAGAUCUCCUUGAAGAUGAGCAGCCGUCGACACUAUCACCCAAAAAAAAGCAGCGAAACGGAGGCAUGCGAAAUUCACCCAACUCCUCACCCAAACUGAUGAGGCAUGACCCCUUGUUAAUUCCUGGCAACGAGCAGAUUGACAAUAUGGAUGCCAAUGUGAAAAAAUACGACUCUACAGGGAUGUUUCAUUGGUGUCCAGCCAAGGACAUUGAAAAGGUCAUUUUGACUCGAAGUGAAGCAGCGAUGACAGUUUUAAGUGGGCAUGUAGUCGUUUGCAUAUUUGGGGAUGUUAAAUCUGCUUUGAUUGGAUUAAGAAAUUUAGUGAUGCCAUUACGAGCCAGCAACUUUCACUACCAUGAACUCAAGCACAUUGUGUUUGUGGGUUCACUUGAAUACCUGAGAAGGGAAUGGGAGACACUGCAUAACUUCCCCAAGGUUUCAAUCUUGCCUGGUACGCCAUUAAGUCGGGCUGAUUUAAGGGCUGUCAACAUCAACCUCUGCGACAUGUGCGUUAUCCUGUCAGCCAAUCAGAAUAAUAUUGAUGAUGCUUCGCUGCAGGACAAGGAAUGCAUCUUGGCGUCACUCAACAUCAAAUCUAUGCAGUUUGAUGACAGCAUUGGGGUCUUGCAGGCUAAUUCCCAAGGCUUUACACCCCCUGGGAUGGAUAGGUCAUCUCCAGACAACAGUCCAGUCCACGGCUUGUUACGUCAACCAUCCAUUACAACAGGAGCCAACAUCCCUAUUAUAACAGAGCUAGCUAAGCCUGGCAAACUUCUGCCUUUGGUUUCAAUCAGUCAGGAAAAAAACAGUGGAACCCACAUUCUAAUGAUAACUGAACUGGUAAAUGAUUCAAAUGUUCAGUUCUUGGACCAAGAUGACGAUGAUGAUCCAGACACAGAACUGUAUCUCACGCAGCCCUUUGCAUGUGGAACUGCAUUUGCUGUCAGUGUGCUGGACUCUCUCAUGAGCGCAACAUACUUCAAUGACAAUAUCCUCACACUGAUACGGACAUUGGUAACAGGAGGAGCCACACCAGAGCUGGAAGCACUGAUUGCUGAGGAAAAUGCAUUGAGAGGAGGUUACAGCACGCCCCAGACACUUGCAAACAGGGACAGGUGUCGAGUUGCUCAGUUGGCUUUGUAUGAUGGGCCGUUUGCAGACCUAGGGGACGGAGGUUGUUAUGGAGAUCUAUUUUGUAAAGCACUGAAAACAUACAAUAUGCUUUGCUUUGGAAUUUAUCGAUUAAGGGAUGCACAUCUAAGUACUCCCAGCCAAUGCACUAAACGUUAUGUUAUCACAAACCCACCGUAUGAAUUUGAGCUUGUGCCGACAGACUUGAUCUUCUGUUUGAUGCAGUUUGACCACAACGCUGGCCAGUCCCGGGCCAGUCUUUCUCAUUCCUCCCAUUCCUCCUAUUCUUCCAGUAAGAAGAGCUCAUCAGUUCACUCCAUCCCAUCAACAGCAAACCGACCGAACCGCACCAAGACCAGGGAUUCCCGGGAAAAACAGAAUGCAACAAGGAUGAAUAGAAUGGGCCAAGCAGAAAAGAAAUGGUUUACAGAUGAGCCGGAUAAUGCCUAUCCCAGAAACAUUCAAAUCAAGCCCAUGAGCACUCACAUGGCCAAUCAGAUCAAUCAAUAUAAAUCGACAAGCAGCUUGAUACCACCAAUCAGAGAAGUUGAAGAUGAAUGUUGACUCCUUCGAGGCCAGAACUAUUUUUUUAAAGCCUGACAAACUUCAUGAAUGGUGAUGUGACAUUUAUUCCUCUUACAUGCUGAACCACUGAUGGAGACGUUAAGAAGGGCAAGCUAAUGGGAAAAUAAAAUAGACAGAUCUUUGUUUGUCUGCCUUUAAUAUUGCUUCCACGUAUUUUGGAAAAUAUUUCAUUUAUAAAUGAACAUAAUCAAAACUAGUCAUGUAUAGCCUCUAGCAUUUUAAAUUAUUUUUAUUUAUUAGAAAAAAAAUAUAUUUUUCUUUUUUUUUCAUUGUCAAGUAUUUUCCCUUAAAAAAAGACAAACAUGCAUAUGUGGCCAGACUCCUCUGAAUUUUAAAAAAAAAACAAACCUCAGUCUUUGGCUUCAAGGAGAAUGAUGGUCACAGUUAUAAGGACAUGUAAUUAAGGGAGGCAAAUGAUAUAUUUACAAAAAAGAAAAAAAAAAGGUCCAACUUGUAUUUUAGUAAAUCAAAAAAAGCAGAAGAAAAAAAAAAAAAGAACAGUUCACCAAAAUGUUUCUUUACUGGAGGAUGUGUAUUUUGUUCAGCAUUGACACCAGCUCUUAAUAAACUGAACUUAUUUAUUUUCAAAGUUGAAAGUCAUAUUUUUCUACAUUUAACAUUCUUCCGAAGUAUUCUUUGCUUUAUUACCAUAUACAGCUCAUCUUAGUCGCCAGUUAUGUUAAGGUCCAAUAACUCCCACACACGCAAACACGCUGUGUUGUCCCCCCCCGCCCCCUACAUGCGUGUGUACACACAUAGACAAAGACACGCACGUGCACACGCACACAGACGAACACACACAGACGAACACACAAACACACACACACAAGAGCCCGGCAUCCUGGAUAACUUUCUGCACCACUGGCGUGGUGAACAUCAGUACCCUAAACCGAGGGCCAAGCAGAUAAGGUGCUCCUAGGCGGCACUUGCUACAAAUGGCAAAUCUGGCAAUUCCACUUUGCUUCCCAUUAGCCAUCAGCAGUUGCUAAUUUCAGGAAGGCAAGCUUGGCAAUUCCUCUUCUUUUGCCAUGCAUUACAGUGCUUUAAUCCAGAGUGCAUAAAUAUUGCAUGAAAUCAUGAGUUAUAAACCUUCUCAUCUACCAUAUUUUCUUGGUUCCUUACUUCAGAAGUGCUGAUGGCCUCGCAUCAGGCUUGUUUCUUUGGUUCAAAUUCUUCCUGAUAUGGAUAGAGGUUUAGCUCCAGAUCUUUGCACUUUGGUGAUAGCUCAUACCUUGGUAAAAGGCACGCUGAAUCUCCUUUCGGUGAGUUCAGAUUAGGAUAAAAACUGGUUUAGCCACAGGUCUAUAAUCUCACAACAUGAAGUUCUCAAUUGAUUCCUGCACCAAGCAACAUCUUAUUUUAGCAGUUGCUUUUUUUUGUUUUUCUUUAAUUUAUUUUCACUUUGCUGGGACUCCACACAUAAAAGUACAGUAAUAACCAAAUCAAAAUAAAAGUAAUGAAUGUAUUUAUUAUGAUAAUUUACAAAAGGCCUUUGAUGGGUGCCUUUUGUGCCAGCAGUUUCACAAAGUUACCAACAAGCUUUAUCGCCAUCAGACAAAAAUGUGAUGUUUGAUAUCUGUGCUGCAGUAUCUAUCCACCCAAGCAUUUGAUGUUCUAAAUGAUUUAGUAACUCUCUCGAUCUCAAAUUAGCAACAUCUGACACAAUUGUGUGAAGAAAAACAACCACAAAAGGCUGUGCUAAUAAGGAUUAAAACAAAAUUAUAGGACCCAGUCAUCAGGAAAGGCAGGUUUCAUUGUGCAAGUUAACUUUAGGCUUUGUAAUUUUGCAGAAUUGUUAAACACCACAACAAAACAUACUGUGGUACUUCUAUCAUUAGAGAAAUAUCAGUGAAUCAAACAAAUACAAAGCAGAUGAAUUUAUUGUGAAAACAAUGAUGUCCACCAUAUAAUCCAACAUUUAAGCUAAACUAUCUCAGCUUUAAUGUUUGUCCACUGGCUGCAGUACAACUAUAACCAUACUAACACCUAAUAGGCUUUAUUCUGGAGUGACUUCUUGGACUGUGACUACUUUGAUGUUACAUUUUGUAGAAUAGCUAUUUAAAAAACAAUAACAAGAAUUGUUAAUACAGUAUCUGUAAAAUUGGAUGGUUUAAAAUAUUUCACUCUCCUGCAAAGUAAAACAACAAUUUAAGCGGUUUUUUCCAUUAUUAUUUAAACCAUGUUUAACCCAUCUCACAGUCCCCAAAACAGAAGAUGAUUCUGGUGAGUUCUUCUGGUCUAUGCUGCUUCAGCUAGUGACACGUCAUAACCUGCAUCUGGUUUCUGCGUUGGGUCACGUUAAGCCUUUACUUUGAAGUCAUUGCUCCUUUUUCACUUAUGAACUGCGUUCAUAUUAUAACCAGGGUCAAAAAAGCUGGUCCUGAGUACAAGAGAAUGUUUGAAAUUCGUGUUCAACUUCACCAAGUACAUGUGAUUUUUUUUUUCUUAGAAGACUGUUGUUUACUGUACAUUAUGUCUUACACUUUACCAUAUACAGUGCCAUUUCUGAGUGUCCUUCCUUCAGAAGUGAGCAUUCACUGGAUUAAAACAUAGUAAUGACUCAAAUACAACACUCCUACGUAGCUGAGGUUUGUAUGUGUCUCUCUGUCCAGUUUAACUGUCACACCCAAAAAAACCCCAUGCUGCCAACUGUACAUAAAUGAAGAACAAGAUCUGAAUAUACACUCAUUCUGUCUCCCAGCACAGAUAGUUCCGUAUGUAACUACAGAUAGACAGAACACCACCUGUGGAGAGCAAGCGAGACGGAGAGAAACAGGGAUAGUUACUGUUUUGCAUUUCCCAUUUAUAGAAAAGCCAACAGCCAUCAUUAAUCUUUUCUUACACCUCUUUUUGAUGAUCAAAGACGCAGGACUGACUUCUGGCAAUUAGAUGGAGGAAUAUGUAGAAAACCUGUGGGAGAUCUUUGACAUUCAGCCAUUAAAGACUACCAUAAGGCCAGCACCACUAUUCGGUUAUAUGUAGUUACAUCAAGGCAAGUGGCCUAAGUGACAGCUGACAGACCCCAUGGCGACUGAUGCAGAAAUAAGUUUUUGAUCUUUAUUAAUAAUUCUUACUCCUUUCUCAGAAGACAACAAAAGGGGGAAAAAAAGAAGGAAUUUCAGCUUUUUCAUUAACUGCAUGCACAAUUAAUCCAGGCUAAACGAUUUUUGGGUUUUUUGGUAACUUAUGUUUUGGCUGGAAAGCGCGUCUGUGUGCGUGAGCGUGUUUGCACAUAUGCAUGUCCACACAUACAUGUGGGUGUAUAUAGAGAGUAUAAAAAGGGGUUGUGUAUAUUUAUUUGCUACAAAAUCAUCACAAGAAGGUGGUCAUAAUUUUUUUUAGCUUACAGGCUAGCGCACGGAGGCAUUCUAUCUACUGUUUCCUCCUGGUUUGCCCAAAAAGCAGCUGUUCCUGUUAGUUAUAUUCACUGUGCAGACAGGAGACCGCAGAAACCUCUCUCACUGCUGAAGCCACGUGUGCUCCUGGGGCCUCCUCUCACCCGUGCACACACGUGCUCCCACACGGCCGCAACGCUUGCUCGCUCUCUGUCUUGUGGCUAUUAUUUUAAUUUGUCCCCUGAAGGCCACGAGCACUAAGAGGAAAGGCUCAACCUGUCCUCUGAUGGGGUGUUGUUUGGGUGACAAGUGCAAGAUAUUCAGCAUCUAAAUGAGACUUUUUUUUUAAGGCCUCAAUGUGACUGCUUGUAAGACGAUAGGUAUGUGAUGUAUUUCUUAAUAGGGGAAAAAAAAUGCAAAUGUUUCCUUGUACUUUUCAAAAACUUUCUAAAACUGCCGCCUCCAUUUUAACAGCUCUUCUUCUUUCAAAUCAGCAUCGAUGGCCAAACAGUAGGAAGCACAUGUGGCAGAAAGUACAAACGCCCUUGCUCUGGGUUAUGAUCAGUUAUAGAGUGCUAAAGGCUCUCGGGCAAUGUUGUUUUCCACCUGUAACACCAAGGGACCCUGCAAGUCCAAAAGCCAGAACCGUAGGGACAGAGAAAGCGGGGCGUGAGGGACACGACACAUCCAGGUCCUCAAGCAGGUGGCUGUUUCCAAUUCAUCGUUGAUGGGAAAGUCAGUGCUGCUUAUACAAGGUGAAGGCCAUGAGCUUCAGGAUAAUGAGGAGCCCGUGUAGCCUUAUUAAGCCACACAGAUGUCUUGAAAGAGUUGAUGAGUCUUCAGCAGCUUACAGACUGUUGUAGCAGCUGGGGCUGUACGAGAAGCCAGGUUUAGCUACGCUAAAGAUUUCUUUUUUUCUUUUUCCCCAUUUUUGAAUUUUAAAGGCCACCCAAUGACUCACGCAGCAUGGAUGUGAAAAGACUUAAUUGGUCUCAGCUGAAUGUGGAAAAGGGAAAAAGUAGUUUGCAUGUAAUGUACAAAAGACACGACAAAAGUAUUAUCUGUAGCCUUUUAUUAUAAGUUGUUCCGUGGUGGUGGGUGAGCUGGUUGUAUUUUUUUGGCCAGUAUAAGGAAAAUUUGCAUUUCUUAAACUCUUCGUAGUGUAGGAGAAGAAGGAGAAAGUAUAAUAGCACAUUCUCAUUCAGAGAGGACUGUUCUUGUUGGGGGGUGUGUGUCUGUGUGUGUGUAAACUACAUCUACCAACUACCGCAAUAAUUGGAUGCAUAAACUAAUGCAUGACCAAAAAAAAGCAAUAAUUUAAACAUGGGUAACGGUGCAUGUUUUCACUGCUUGGUCACUCACGGGCAAAUCCAUAAACAAGGUCUCAACUGCUCUGUUCUACCUGCCCCACAUGGGCUCAAAGUUAACACAGAGCAGGUGCUUAAAUGGUUUUAUCAAGGAGCAGGUUCCUAAGGGCUUGUGGCUCCCAAUGUAUUUGAAAUGAACACAUAGCGAGGUCAGGCUGUGUGCGUGUGUGUUGGUUUUGUUGGUUUUUUUUCGUUUUUGGUUUUUUUUUUUAAAGCUGUUGUUCUCAUUGUGAAUUUCUUUAGCACCAAAAGAAGUGUGUGUCUCACUUUUCAUAUCUAGUUCUAAAGCUGCUUAAACAAAAUAACUAAGUGUGUGAAAGGUGAUGAACAGGACAAAGUGAAAACAGAAAUCCUUUCCCUGUCUUACAGUGGAUUGGCCUGGGAAUAUCUGUCAAAGUCAAUGGCAGAGGCAUAGCGAAAUUCAGGGGAAAAGAGAGCUCUUUAUAUUCCUUCUUUUAUUUUCCUCUCCUUGCCAUCUGAACUACCAAUAUCCCCAAUAUAUGAACAAGGACUUUUAUGAUUUUUAUUUUUAUUUCUUAAUUCUAAGGGUGUUUGAACAAUCCCAGGCUUAGCGGAUAUAUAUAUAUUUUUAAAUUCGUUAUAUAUGAUAGGUAUACUAAUAUUUAGUUAGCAGGCGUAAUAUUUGUAUACUUUAUACUGAGCAAUACUAGUAGGUGUGGGUACAGCCCCCAUCUGAAAUAGCGAAAGGAAUGGAGUAGCUGUUCAGCUGUGGCCACUGCCUCGGAUGGUACACAGGCCUAUAGUAUUGACAAUUCUGCCCCAGCAUUUAUCAGAGCUAUAUUUAUACACGUAAUAUAUCUAUUCUGCACAGAUAGUCUCUGCUAUAGAACAUUCAGCCACAUUGAAACUGUAUAGUCUUUAAUGUGCAGUAGUCUAUAUAACCAAUUAAAUUCCACGGAAGUUAAUAAAUAGGACUGCUGGUCUAACGUAUCUGUUUUAUCUAAUGGUGUACUACUGUAAACUGUUAAAAUGAGAAGGGGUAGGGGGAAAGAAGAGAAUAUAAUUAUAAAAUACUUUUUUAUCACUUUUGGGUCUAAUUUAGAACACUAUCUAACUUAAGAAGCUAAACACAGUAACGCUGCAUCAAAUUAGAACCUUAGUGAAGUUGAGAGAAAGCUUCUUACUGCUUCAGUCAAUACAUUUUAGAGGAGAUCUUUAUAACUUCAAAAAAACAGACCACCCCACAACACAACAUAUAGGCAGUUGAAUACAUGUAAUAGAAAACAUCAUAGACUUUUUUCAGAAACCAAACAUUUGGCAUAUGAGCACUUCGUUGACUGGAUGAUAGUCAACGGGAACCACAUAAAAAGGUCAGCAGGUCAGUUAUCUCAAGUUUUCCUUAAGUAGCAGUUAAAAAAAUGCCGCUUCUGCGAUGGCAUAAGUUGGAACACACACGCUUAGCCAAUGCAAAUAAUCUAACCUCUGUCAAAAAAAAAAAAAGAAAAGUUGACAUAACUUUAAUUUUCGCAUUUCUGUAGCAUUCAAGGCUGAUGGUUUUUUUCUUCCUUCAGAAAAAAGACACACACGCAAACACAUAUAUACAAUAUAUUUUGAUGGCUACACGUGUCUAUUCAGUUAUAAUCUGGGAGUGGGGAUGGAGGGGUACACUGAGAACCAGCUAUCAUCUUAACUUAGAAGUUCAUCAAGAAAAAGGAGUAUGACUUCAUCAUUUUACUUUUUACCAUUAUGGGUUGGUGAGAGAGAACAAAUGCUGGUGCUCAGAAAUGAUCUACCUGACUUUGUCAUAUGUAAUAUCCAGUGAUAAAUAUAUUGUCCUGUAAAAAGGGUUUGUACAUAACUUGUACAUGGUUUCAUUUUGUAUUUUUCUCAGAUUAAAAUUUAUGUAUUUGUGUUCUAAAAGAAGGAGAGAUUGCUGUGUUUUCUUUUUCUCUUUGAGACAGGCUGUGGCCCAUAAAGUUAUGCAACAUGCAUCAUCAAGUCAUGAGUAAUACUUUAUUCACAAAACCAAUGCUAUUAGUACUUUGAACUAAGACUAACCCAGCUGCCUUUCUCUCUUCCUCGCCCUCCAGAGUCAGCCCCUUCCUAAUAAUGAUUAAUAUCAGCUGCCGUGGAAGAUGCUGUGAGGG
Messenger RNA from Chroicocephalus ridibundus (black-headed gull), 11209 nucleotides. RefSeq names its product potassium calcium-activated channel subfamily M alpha 1 (gene KCNMA1). Gene Ontology annotation, cellular component: postsynaptic membrane. The record is from RefSeq and is a predicted model, not a curated record. Lineage: Eukaryota; Metazoa; Chordata; Aves; Charadriiformes; Laridae. Gene Ontology annotation, molecular function: large conductance calcium-activated potassium channel activity. Bases 329 to 4378 code for a protein of 1349 amino acids. Gene Ontology annotation, biological process: potassium ion transmembrane transport. The transcript is spliced from 32 exons.